AUGAAUUCCCUCUGUUCACCUACUUCUCUUCUCCUUCCGUCACCUAGACGGCAGUUCACACCAUGUCUUCAAGUGCAACCACAAAAUUUAUGCACAAACUUUCAUCAUUAUCGUGUUCAUCACUCAUUUCCACUUUUUCUCGCAUUUCAAUUCAUUCCACAUCAUUCACUACUUACUCAUAAGUUAUCCACUGGUGCUACAGUUCCUUCAAAUGAAGGAACAGUAUCUGUGAUUAACUUCGAAGACUUUGUUGAAAAAGAUUGGUCAUUUCUUGAUUCAGAUAAUUUGAUAUCUGGAGAUGAGCUUAACAGAAAGAUUGAACACAUUAUUACUGCGGGACAGAUUGAAGAAACUUCUAAGGUUCUGGUUUCAAUUGGUUCUGAAGGAUUUAUAGAUCGGUUGGUUGAUUCAUCACCAUGCAAUCUUUUGCUUGUCGUCCAUGAUUCACUUUUUCUGUUAGCUGGCAUCAAAGAAAAAUAUGACAAUGUUAAGUGUUGGCAAGGAGAACUUAUAUAUGUACCAGAGAAGUGGGCGCCACUGGAUGUUGUGUUCCUCUAUUUUCUGCCUGCUUUGCCCUUUAAACUUGACCAGGUCUUUGAAGCACUUGCAAAAUGCUGUUUGCCUGGUGCAAGGGUGGUUAUCAGCCAUCCCAAAGGAAGGGAAGUCUUAAAGCAGCAGCAACAACAGUAUCCGGAUGUCAUAAUUUCAGACUUGCCCGAUAAGACGACUUUACAGAAAGUUGCAGCUAAUCAUUCUUUUGACAUGGUUGAAUUUGUAGACGAGCCCGGUUUUUAUCUUGCUGUUUUGAAGUUCUCUUAG
Messenger RNA from Juglans regia (Persian walnut), 819 nucleotides. RefSeq lists its product as uncharacterized. The record is from RefSeq and is a predicted model, not a curated record. NCBI's taxonomy places the organism in Eukaryota, Viridiplantae, Streptophyta, Magnoliopsida, Fagales, Juglandaceae. The transcript is spliced from 2 exons. The coding region runs from base 1 to 819 and encodes 272 amino acids.